AUGGCUCACAAACACAACUUCAAUCUUGAGCCGGUGUCUCGGUUCGCCGGCCUGAGUGCGGCCAUCAGACGACCACGGGAAAUCGCAUUCUUUUCUUUCGAUGAAGACCACAAAUUCCGGCUUGAUGCCUCGAGCCUGCGCUACUACUACCCACCGGCACUGCCCUGCAACCUCAACAAAGGGUUCGAGACAUUUCGACAGCUUGAUGACUCAGAUGAUGACCAUCUGGAUGGCCUCCUGGAGGCUAUCAUCGCCUAUGAGAAAGAGAAGGGGUCUAAAACGGAGAUCGAUUUCCUGACAUGGCGAGGGAUGAUGACCAAGCUGAUGAUCGUUCCAUUCUCCAAGUUGGAUGAGUGGGAAAUGAAUGUCACCUUAUUCCAAGACACCAUCUUCAUCGAGGAAAAUCACACCAAGAAAAUUUCUUCCCGCGAAGAACAGUAUUCAUCCGCGGGACGACCAGGUGCUAUGUCCCAAGACCUUAUGAGCUUCUGGGGAUACAAGUUCGAGACCGUGUCCUUGAUGCCGACACCAUGGCCCGAGGCAUCUCGAGAGUACAUCGAAUCCCGAGAAGAGCUGAUGGUUAACAACCACGCUCAAUAUUGCUCAAUCGUCCGAACUGGCUUCGGCAAAGUAAAGAUGAUCCUGGGCGGAGAAGUGGACGCUGUUAUGGCCUUCAAGCCAGAAGACAAAUUGCAGCCGACUGAAUGGGUGGAGCUCAAAACGACGGCCACGGUCACCAACGAGAGGGAGCAAAUCAAAUAUGAGAGGAAACUCCUCAAAUUCUGGGCACAGUCGUUCCUGUUGGGAGUGCCGAAGAUUAUCGUCGGUUAUCGCACUCAGCAAGGUUUGUUGGAACGUCUCGAGGAGUUGAAUGUGCAGAAUAUUCCAGACAAUGUUAAAUUGAAGGGCAAAGGUUUGUGGGAUGGACAAACCUGCAUCAACUUUGCCGCAAGCUUCCUGGAAUGGCUGAAAACCGUCAUAACUUCUGACGGCGUUUGGCGAAUCCGAAAGCGAGAGAAAGUCCCCGUCCUAGAGGUCUUUAAGCUCGAGGAAUCAGGCCACGGUGACAUGUUGUCGUCAACUUUUGUCGAGUGGCGUAUCAAUGGCCUGAAAGCCCACCAGCAGCAUUUACAGGAGAUCAGAGAACGGGCCAAAGCCGAGACGUCAGAACCUCCAUGA
Messenger RNA from Cladophialophora psammophila CBS 110553, 1179 nucleotides. RefSeq lists its product as uncharacterized. The transcript has 4 exons. The record is from RefSeq and is a predicted model, not a curated record. Gene Ontology annotation, molecular function: mRNA 5'-diphosphatase activity. The coding region runs from base 1 to 1179 and encodes 392 amino acids. Gene Ontology annotation, cellular component: cytosol; nucleus. NCBI's taxonomy places the organism in Eukaryota, Fungi, Ascomycota, Eurotiomycetes, Chaetothyriales, Herpotrichiellaceae. Gene Ontology annotation, biological process: nuclear-transcribed mRNA catabolic process; NAD-cap decapping.